Molecule: messenger RNA, 594 nt
Organism: Miscanthus lutarioriparius
Lineage: Eukaryota; Viridiplantae; Streptophyta; Magnoliopsida; Poales; Poaceae
Source: the annotation of a GenBank genome assembly
AUGGGCGCUAGCGAGUGCGUCGCCAAAGAGAAGGUUGUUGCACCGGACCUCGGCGCCAUCAUCUGUUGCUGGGGCAAGCUAAGGUCCGAGGCACAAGUACUGAGCGGAGGUCGCGCCGAACAUGAAUCCUCGCUGUGCAAAAAGAAGUGUAAAAUUGGAGCUAGACAGUACUACACUGGAUAUCCCAAGGACCUUGGGCCAUCAAGAAUUAUACCAUUCACAUCUGAGCGUCAGUUUGUGCAGCUAUUGCAUGAAGGCAGGCCUGUAGUCGUUGCCUUUACUAUUAAGUGCACUUAUACACAGCAUCUUGACAAACUACUGGAAGAGGCUGCUGCUACAUUUUAUCCGCAUGUCAAGUUUGUCCGAGUUGAGUGCCCGAAGUAUCCAGGGUUUUGCCUCACCAGGCAAAGGAAUGAAUAUCCAUUUGUUGAAGUAUUUUACAGCCCAGAACAGGCUGCAAGCCAAGGAAAGAGCGUGGAUCCUAACAUCACAAAGUAUUCUGUAAAAGUGCUACCUUUCAACUAUGAUCAGAGCAUGUAUGGAUUUCGUGAAUAUUUCAGGAAGCAUGGUUUCAAGUGUUCUGAAACAAACUGA